Messenger RNA from Culicoides brevitarsis, 1182 nucleotides. RefSeq names its product venom serine protease-like. Lineage: Eukaryota; Metazoa; Arthropoda; Insecta; Diptera; Ceratopogonidae. The coding region runs from base 1 to 1182 and encodes 393 amino acids. The transcript has 5 exons. Gene Ontology annotation, biological process: proteolysis. Gene Ontology annotation, molecular function: serine-type endopeptidase activity. The record is from RefSeq and is a predicted model, not a curated record.
AUGAUCAAAUUCCUGCUUUUUUGUGCGUUUUUCGUCAUUGCCGGCGCUUUGUACGAAAAUAAUGAUCACGUAAUCGAUUUGAGGGCAUCCCAAUCGACUUAUAUCAACUCGCCGUACUACCCGAACUACACUUAUCCGCCUGGAUCAUCGGGAAGAUAUGUCAUUACUGCGCCAAAUGGGUACCAAAUACGUGCCGAGUGCAACAUUAACAUCCCAAGAGGAAGCAACGGUUGUGAUCAAAAUAUUUUCUACAUCUCACCGGAUUACAAUUUGAACUUGCUCGGCGCCGAAUAUUUGUGUGGAAUGGGCACUGUGACACGCACUUCGCUGUUCAACAGGAUGAUUAUUGCAUACACGAGCACAAGUACAACCACAGCGGGAUAUUUUUCGUGCCUCGUGAGUGUGGCGGCAAAUCCUGCGGCAUGCGAUUGUGGAUGGUCGCGGAGUCAAAAGCUCGUCGGAGGUCAAACCACUGAAGUAAACGACUACGUUUCAAUGGCUGGCUUAGUUUAUCGUCCCAGCGGAUCACUUUUCUGCGGCGGAACCAUCAUAUCUUACCGUUACAUCAUGUCAGCUGCCCAUUGCUUCGAUACCUUCCGCCAACCAUCCGAAAUUGUCGCUCGUCUCGGCGAUCAUGACUUACGGGCCUCCACAGAGACAAUUUACUCCGUUGACAUGAACAUUGCUGCCAUUCUGCGUCAUCCGCAGUACAAUCCGAGCACCGCAGCGAACGAUAUUGCCAUUUUAACGACCGCUUCUGACAUAAUUUACACUCGUGGCGUUGGUCCAGCUUGUCUUCCGUUUCUCUACAACGCAAAUUUCUUCGAUUCCCGCACUCUCGUCGCCGUCGGAUGGGGAAGUGAGACCUUUGCAGGUCCCCUGUCGCCCGUUUUGCGGGAAGUUUCCUUGAAUGUCAUCACAAAUGCGAAUUGCGUGUCGCGUGGCUAUCCGAAUUUGGUCUCGUCGCAACUUUGCACGUUCUCGAAUGGGCGCGAUACGUGUCAGACGGAUUCGGGCGGCGCGCUGUUCUACAAGACAACACGAUCGUUUGCGGUGGCGAUAAUUAGCUUUGGGGUGGCAUGCGCUACACAAACACCCUCCGUAAACACGAGAGUCAACUCCUUCCUCACGUGGAUACAGCAAAACACGCCAAAUGCCCAAUAUUGUAGCUUGUAUUAUUAA